Zymoseptoria tritici IPO323 is the source of this 1980-nucleotide messenger RNA. RefSeq lists its product as uncharacterized. The record is from RefSeq and is a predicted model, not a curated record. Gene Ontology annotation, molecular function: hydro-lyase activity. The transcript is spliced from 2 exons. Lineage: Eukaryota; Fungi; Ascomycota; Dothideomycetes; Mycosphaerellales; Mycosphaerellaceae. The coding region runs from base 1 to 1980 and encodes 659 amino acids.
AUGUCCUGCACCCCCAGCAGUCCCUCCACCUGCGCAGAUUGCACUCACGACCACAGCAACACAACAGGUCCAGGUCUAGCGGAUAUAGAAGACUAUCGCACCGAACUCUCCACCCUGCGAGCACGAACCCGUGAAUUGGAAGAUGAGCUAUCCAAACACGUCCAAACAACCACACCACCCCUCCAAACCACACCAACCCCCCUCCUCCGCUCCGCGAAAUGGUUCUCCCGCCCCGACGACAAAGCCCUCUCAGCCCUCUACAUCGACCGCUACCUCAACUACGGCUUGACGAUCGAAGAGCUGUCAUCAAACAAGCCUAUUAUCGGAAUCGCCAAUUCGGGCAGUGAUCUCGCGCCUUGUAAUCAGCAUCACGUCGUGCUCGCCAAACGUGUGCGGGAAGGAAUCCGUUCAGCAGGCGGCAUCGCGAUUGAAUUCCCCACGCACCCAAUCCAAGAGUCAUCCCGCCGUCCGACCGCCACUCUCGACCGCAACCUCUCCUACCUCACGCUCGUAGAACUGCUCUCCGGCUACCCCUUCGAUGGAGUCGUGUUGCUCACGGGGUGUGACAAGACGACCCCCGCGUGUCUGAUGGCGGCCGCGACGGUGAAUGUUCCCGCGCUGGUGAUGAAUGUCGGGCCGAUGUUGAAUGGGUAUGUGAAACGGGGGAGGGGGUUGGUGGGCAGUGGGACGGUGGUGUGGAAGGGACGGGAGAUGCAUGCGAGAGGGGAGGUGGGGGAUGAGGGGUUGAUGGAGUUGAUUACCGCGGGGACGCCGAGUGUGGGGCAUUGUAAUACGUUGGGAACGGCGUCGACGAUGAAUGCCCUGGCGGAAGCGCUGGGUAUGGCGUUACCUGGUAGUGCGGCGAUUCCCGCGCCAUACCGUGAACGAGCGCAGUGUGCGUAUAAGACUGGUUUGCAGAUUGUAGAGAUGGUGCAUGCAGACCGGAAGCCGAGCGAUAUCAUGACAAGGGAAGCGUUUGAGAAUGCCAUUGUUGCGAACACGGCGAUUGGAGGCAGUACCAACGCUCCGAUCCAUUUGUGCGCUAUUGCGAAACAUAUGGGCGUGGAAUUGGACUUGGACGACUGGGAUCGGAUCGGGUAUCAUAUCCCGCUGAUGUUGAAUGUGCAGCCCGCCGGAGAGUUUUUGUGUGAGGAGUAUUACCGCGCGGGUGGGUUGCCGGCGAUUAUGGCGGAAUUGUUGGAUCAGGGGAAGUUGCAUGGUGAUGCGCUGACGUGUACGGGGAAGAGUAUCAAAGAGAAUGUGCAGGGGAAGUAUACCUGGGAUCGGGAGACGAUCAAGAGUUAUGACGAGCCGAUGAAGACGGACGCUGGGUUUAUUCAUCUGAAGGGAAAUCUGUUCGACUCGGCGAUCAUGAAGACGUCGGUGAUUUCGGAGGAGUUUCGAGAAGAGUUCCUGGAGAAUCCGGAGGAUGCGAAUGCGUUUGAGUGUAAGGCUGUGGUGUUUGAUGGACCAGAGGACUACAAUGCGCGGAUCAACACGGCGGAUAUUGAUGAGAGGACGAUUCUCGUGAUGAGAGGGACGGGACCGAUUGGGUAUCCCGGCGCCGCGGAGGUGGUGAACAUGACGGCACCAGGCCACUUACUGAAGAAGGGAUUGAAGUACUCUCUGCCAUGUAUUGGAGACGGAAGACAAUCCGGCACAUCGGGAUCACCGAGCAUCCUCAACGCCAGUCCCGAGGCGGCGGAGAAUGGUAAUCUCGCAAUCUUGAAGGACGGCGACAUGCUUCGAGUGGACCUCACCAAGCGUCGGGUGGACAUGUUGAUCUCGGCGGAGGAGAUUGAGCAGCGGAGGAAGGAGUUGUUGGCGAAUGGAGGGUAUCAGGUGGUGGAGAGUCACACGCCGUUCCAGGAUUUGUUCCGGAGAGAGACGGGUCCGUUGAGUGAGGGCAUGGUGUUCAAGAGGGCGGUCAGGUUCCAGAGGGUGGCUCAAACCUUUCCGAGUCCGAGGGAUAAUCAUUGA